AUGGUAUAUUCAAAUCAAAACUGGAUAUUCCUCAACACGACAUUUGAUGACCUGGAGAUUCACUUUGACGGCACAUUUUUGAAGAAAGCUAGGCCUCUCAGGACACUGCCUGUGUACAGAUCCUUGUCUCCAUGCUUGAGCACUUUUCCGAAUAGUGGCAGGCGAUCCGAGUGUGAUCCAGCGCUCAUGUCAUACUUCGAGAAUAUCAUUUGCAGCAGUUCCACGCUUGUCGAUAAUGCGCAUUAUAAUCCCUAUCGAUAUCUUAUACUGCCUAUGGCGCUGGAGUCCGAAGGCCUUUAUCAUGCAACGCUCGCUAUUGCAGCUAAUACCCUACAACUUUCUGAUUCAAGAUAUCGGCUGCCAGCGCUGGAACACCAUCAUCGUGCACUAAGUCAUCUUAGAGAGCUAUUGAGUCACGAUACAUGGGGAGAGAAAGAGCUGGAUGAGAUGCUAGGACUUGUUCUUAUGCUUUGCUGGUUUGAUGUUUCAGAUAAUAGUCGACCAUCAUGGGUGACCCACCUCAACGGAUUUCAAGACCUAAUUCGUACACGACAAGAACGGCCAGGCCGUUCCAUUCACAGCCAGGAACUAUCGGGUUUCUUCAACCGCUACUUUGCGUUUCAUCUUGUCCUUGCCCGUACGGCAUUUCGUGUCGAUACCACGACUUACCAACUGCCAAUAUCAUCGAACUCCUCGAUUGAAUCUCCCGAUACCAUUGAUCCGUAUAUGGGAUUUAGCCAAUCUCUUCUACUGCUCAUAAACCAGGUGACUGAGCUUGCCUGGAGUAAAGAGGAUGACCAGAACGACAUACAUCCAUCGGCAGUGUAUCGACUGAAAAGGAACCUUGAAGAUAUCCAGCAAAGACUUCCAAACGGACAGAUUGACCCAACCACAGAAUGUGCUGCGAUCGCAGAGGCGAACAGGCUUGGAGCACUUCUCCUCUUGCAUGAGACCUGUUCGCCGAAGGCAGCUUCUACCAGCAGGUCUGGUCUUCCGGCAUUCGAUACAGAAGAAAAGAGCCGUUUCGUGGGCCAGAUCUUGAAUCUCAUUCUGGAAAAGAAGGCUAAUAUGAUGCGCACCGCGGUAUUGCCGUUAUGGCCAUUGUUUUUGGCAGGCUGUUGUGCUCGCGAGGAUGAAGAAAGAGUGACUGUGCUGCGGCUUUUCGAGGAGUUGAAUGGAAUUCGCCGAUUUGGGAAUAUCGCACCUGCUAAGGAGGUAGUUGAAAUGGUCUGGCGACAGCGGGAUCUGGCGGCUGAAGAUGAGGGCAAGCGCCAAAGAGGCGAGGCUCAGCCUAAAAAGGAUCCUCUUCAGGGAGCUCGUUUUGCCUGGGAGCAUGCGAUGGUGAUGCUGGGUGAUUGGAAAUUAAGUCUGACAUGA
This is a messenger RNA of Penicillium subrubescens, 1377 nucleotides long. RefSeq names its product fungal specific transcription factor domain-containing protein. Gene Ontology annotation, biological process: positive regulation of transcription by RNA polymerase II. NCBI's taxonomy places the organism in Eukaryota, Fungi, Ascomycota, Eurotiomycetes, Eurotiales, Aspergillaceae. Gene Ontology annotation, molecular function: DNA-binding transcription factor activity; transcription cis-regulatory region binding. The record is from RefSeq and is a predicted model, not a curated record. Gene Ontology annotation, cellular component: nucleus. The transcript is spliced from 3 exons. Bases 1 to 1377 code for a protein of 458 amino acids.